This is a messenger RNA of Salvia miltiorrhiza (redroot sage), 1257 nucleotides long. RefSeq names its product actin-depolymerizing factor 1. NCBI's taxonomy places the organism in Eukaryota, Viridiplantae, Streptophyta, Magnoliopsida, Lamiales, Lamiaceae. The transcript has 3 exons. Gene Ontology annotation, molecular function: actin filament binding. Gene Ontology annotation, biological process: actin filament depolymerization. The coding region runs from base 647 to 1066 and encodes 139 amino acids. The record is from RefSeq and is a predicted model, not a curated record. Gene Ontology annotation, cellular component: actin cytoskeleton; cytoplasm.
GUUUACAUAAAUAAGCACAUCACGUAUGUGACAUGUCCUCUAUUCAUAAAUUCAUUUGGUUCAUGUCUAACUCCAUUUCUUAAUAUCAAUUGACUUCUAUUUUACUAAAGUAUAUAUAUAUAUAUAUAUAUAUAUAUAUAUAUAUAUAUGUAUAUAUAUUUAUUUAUUGGAGAUUCUCAUAAUUUUUAGAGACAAAAAAGUUUCAUCAUACGCUUUUACGAUGUACCGUACGUGUAGUUUGAAUCUAGCUUAACGCGAUCUUCAUUUUUUUUUUUUUCUUUCUAAUUUAUUAAAAAUAAAAUAAAAAAACUUUUGGAGACAGGCUUCCGGCCUCGAGCCAGUCGCUAGAUAAGCAAGCACUUCCGAAAUGCAAUGUUAGUUUUACCAAUACUUAACCUUACGCGGCGCAGCGCAACGCAAUGCAAUGCUUUCUAACCACAUCCACACCCUAAAACAAUACACCUAUCUCACACGCAAUAAAAACUCUUCACCAAAUGCACUCAAUAAAAGAGAGCUGAUAAUCGUAUCAGCACCGCGCCUCCCUCCUAUCGGCGGGUCUCACAUUUUUCUCUCUCUAUUCCUUUUUUAAUAUUCGCGCAUUUUGCUGGUCGUCUUCGUUUCUGCUUGUGACUAGAGAACCGAAGAUAUGGCAAACGCCGCAUCUGGAAUGGCUGUGCAUGAUGAUUGCAAGCUGAGGUUCUUGGAACUGAAGGCGAAAAGGACUCACCGCUUCAUUGUCUUUAAGAUUGAAGAGAAACAGAAGCAGGUUAUUGUUGAAAAAAUUGGCGAGCCAACUCAGAACUACGAGGACUUCGCUGCUAGUCUUCCAGCUGAUGAAUGCAGAUACGCUGUUUAUGACUUUGAUUUUGUUACUGCAGAGAACUGCCAGAAAAGCAGGAUUUUCUUCAUUGCUUGGUGUCCUGACACUUCUCGUGUCCGAAGCAAGAUGAUUUAUGCCAGCUCAAAGGAUAGAUUCAAGAGGGAGCUGGAUGGAAUUCAAGUGGAACUGCAAGCAACUGAUCCAACUGAAAUGGAUCUCGAUGUUAUCAAGAGUCGCGCCAGCUAAGUAAAAACCCAUAAGCCUUCUGAAGCAUUGUUUGUCUUUGCAAUGACCAUCACUUGAAAAUGGUUGUCUAUAGUAUGUGGGGUGGUAUAAAUGAAAUGACUAGUCACUAAGUACUUCCUAUACUGUUCUUUUAAUUUUAACUGGAGUUUUGAGUGUCUCAUAUAUGAAGUUAUUUGCCAAUUUAGAUUAUA